AUGACUCACCUCAAAUUCGUUACUCUCGAUGUUUUCACAUCAACACCCUACUCUGGCAACCCGCUAGCAGUAGUUUUCCUCCCAGACUCAAACGCUCUAACCCAGAGCCAGAAGCAAACCCUCGCACGGGAGUUUAAUCUCUCGGAGAGCAUCUUCGUCCACCCAGUCCGCGAGAAAGGCAAGCGGACCAUCGACAUCUUCACCACAGACUGCGAAAUUCCCUUCGCAGGCCAUCCCACCAUUGGCGCAGCCUCCUGGUUCCUGAGUCAUUCAACUGACCCCGCGGAUGGCGAUGGCGUCACCACCCUCGCGACCAAGUCCGGCGAUAUCCCGAUCUCACUCCAGAAUCGCGAGACUAAAUACGUUGCUGCGCAGAUUGCACACAAUACGCGUAUCCAUGCUGCGCGGUUCAGUUUGAAGGAGUUAGUGAGGCUGCACCCGACACUGGCGCCGUUCUUUACGCGUCCAGAUGUUACUUUCCCGCUCUUUUCAAUUGUCAAUGGGAUGAGUCAAUUGUUUGUUGAGCUUCCUUCGCUUGAGGCGCUGGCUGCUGUUACGCCUGCGACCGGUGGUGAAUUGGUUUCAGCUGAUUAUCUUGAUGAAGGAUGGACGGUUGGAUUGAUCUGUGUGUACUUCAUUGUUCGGGAUGUUGAGGAUAGUGUCACGAAGAAGAAGGUUAUUCGGUCCCGUAUGAUGCUGGGAAAUCUCGAAGAUCCCGCUACGGGCAGUUCAGCCAGUGGAUUGGCAGCGUACUUGGCGCUUACAGAGGGCAAGGCUGGUCAGAAUUCUCAGUAUCAUGUUGUUCAGGGAGUUGAAAUGGGACGUCGGAGUGACAUCGGUGUUGGGGUUACUUUGGGUGGUGACAAGAGGAUCGAACAGGUUGUGCUGACGGGUACUGCGGUUAGCGUGUCUGAAGGAAAAGUGCUGAUCCCUGAGUAA
Messenger RNA from Penicillium griseofulvum, 939 nucleotides. Its product is annotated as PhzF family phenazine biosynthesis protein. Gene Ontology annotation, molecular function: isomerase activity. The transcript has a single exon. NCBI's taxonomy places the organism in Eukaryota, Fungi, Ascomycota, Eurotiomycetes, Eurotiales, Aspergillaceae. The record is from RefSeq and is a predicted model, not a curated record. Gene Ontology annotation, biological process: biosynthetic process. The coding region runs from base 1 to 939 and encodes 312 amino acids. Gene Ontology annotation, cellular component: cytoplasm.